This is a messenger RNA of Meloidogyne enterolobii, 1380 nucleotides long. The record is from the annotation of a GenBank genome assembly. NCBI's taxonomy places the organism in Eukaryota, Metazoa, Nematoda, Chromadorea, Rhabditida, Meloidogynidae.
UUUUCAAUUUUUGGUUUGUUCGUAUUUUCUGUGAUAAUGUCGUCUAAUGAAGAUCAAACUACCUUGUUAACACCAAUUUCUAAUGCUUUAUCCCUCUCUUUGGCGAAGAAAUGCUCAAAAAUUUCCGAUGUUUUAAUGGAAACCGGCAAUUGUUUGGAUGUCCACCUUCAACAUUUUUGUGGAUUUGCUGUUUCAUCUGGAGGAUUAAUAUCUGAUGAUUUUAGGAAAAAGAUUUGGCCUGUAUUAGCUAAAAGUAUUCCUUUAGCUAAACGCUGCAAUUCAACAUCUCGCGAACACUUUGAAAUCGUCGAAUUUAAGUGUAACAACAAUAGUGAUAAGGCAAAUACUUCUAACAUAUCUGACUCAGACUUUGAAUCUGCUCUAUCUACAUUUUCCGACUCAUCAGAAGAAGAAGAAGAUGACGAUAUUACUCUCGACAAUUGUGUUGCUUCUAGUUCACAACCUCUAGAAAUUCCAAUAGAAGAACUUCAAUCACAUCCAGACUGGAAACAAGUUGAAUUGGAUGUAAUAAGAACGCUUUCGCGGUUUCCGCCUGACAUUGAGGAUGUUGAAAGGGAAAGGCUUCAACAACAGUUGACACCUUUAAUUGUUCGAAUAUUAUACCAAAAUGAGGAUUUUCAUUAUUAUCAAGGCUUUCAUGAUGUUUGUUUAACUUUUUUGCUUAUAUUGGAUCCUGAUGAGGCUUUUAAAGCAGUGCAAUCUAUUUGUCAGCGCGGGUCUUUUGGCAAUUAUUUAUCUUGUUCGUUGGAAGAAAGUGUUUUAAAAGAAUUGGAUGAUAUUUAUGUUCUUUUAUUUUUGCAUGACAGAGAAGUUGAAGAACAACUGCGUGGUUUGGAGUUGGGUACUUUAUUUGCUCUUAGUUGGCCAUUGACUUGGUUUUCACAUGCUUUACAACAUCAUUCUCAGGUGACUCUCUUCUUUGACUUUUUCUUAUGUUCUGAUUAUCUUAUGCCUAUAUAUGUUAGUGCAGCUUUAAUUUGUGAGAGAAGAGAAGAAAUAUUAAAUUGUGAAAAAGAAAUGCCAUUAAUGCACAAAUUAUUAAAUCAUGUCCCAGCAGAGAUUAAUUGCAAUCGAAUAGUUUCAACAGCCCGUUCUCUCUAUGGAAGUUACCCUCCAACAGUUCUUCAUGAAUAUAAAAAAGAAUAUGACAAAAUACGUGAACGGCAACGCAGACAGAAGGAUAUAAUGGAAAAGAUUGAUAAUGUUAAUAGAGAGAAUAUGCAAAUGUUGCUCGAAAGAAGGGGAAGUUCUCUACGUCUUAACGUGUAUGAAUUUGCUAGACCUUUUGCUGUGUUUGGAGGUGUAGCCGCAAUUGCUGUUGUAUAUUUUUAUACUAAAAAUGGAUUUCCAAUUUUUUAG